Musa acuminata subsp. malaccensis (wild Malaysian banana) is the source of this 4538-nucleotide messenger RNA. NCBI's taxonomy places the organism in Eukaryota, Viridiplantae, Streptophyta, Magnoliopsida, Zingiberales, Musaceae. The record is from RefSeq and is a predicted model, not a curated record.
CUAGACAAAUUGGUACACAGUGUAAGCAAUCUUGAUUCUAUCACAAAUCUCAGUGCUUGUGUUCUCUGUGUUAGAACUGAGAUGCUAUUAUCAGUUCCUCAUUUCUGUUUGUGUAGUUUGGGGAGUCGUUCUUCAUGAUGAUGGUUGGAUUGGAUGAGAUCAAGAAGCUUAACAAAACAUGUAUCUACAUUGCAAUGUUCAACCACAGUGAAAGAGGCUUUAUAGAAACAAAACCAUUUGUCAAAGAGCUAUCCAAAGCAGAUUAAAUCUCGAUAGAAACAGCUACAGCUCAGUGUUUUUACCUUGUUCUGGGAACACAUUUUUUCUUUGUACAUAACAGAGAGAGAGAAAUUUUACUGAGAUCCAAGUAUUUUAUGCUAAUAAAGUGAAGUUUAGCACAUUUAUUUGCUCACAAGCAAUUCCACUGACAAGUUAGUCAUCUUGACCAGGAAGGGUGCUUUUAUCCUAAUCCAGGCUUACAAGCUGAGAUCUCUUAUGGGUAAAUUCAUGAAAUGCACAUUGGUCGCUUCAGAACACAAGCUAAUGCAGCUGGAAAUUCAAGCUACUACUGCUCCUGUUCUCGAGAUUGGACAUUGGACCAUCUCAAGACCUUUUGAGUUGACCUGAUCCAUCACUUUCUCAGUUGACCUCGCAAACAAACAAGAGAGUUCUUCCCAAGACUAGACUUGUACAGUAAGUCCCAAGAAAUUUCUCAUGUUUGGGAUAAAAAGGUCCACAAGAAAACAAAAUAAUCAUAAAAAUAACGAUAAUAAUCGAUCAUGAUUAUGAGUCAAGAUAUAUUGAUUUAUAUCCUUUCAUCUCAUUCCCGAGUAUCAAUUUUGGUCUUUAUAUAUCCCUCGAAUGUAUUAAAGAUAUAUUAUAAUAAUAAUAAUUUGGGUCUCCGUUGGCCCCAAAUUAAUUGGUUCCCGGCCCGUGCAUAUAAUUUUGAGUUGAUCUGAUUUGACUCCACAAUUCCUGGUCGCUUCCUCCAAAUGCAUGGAAACUAUGCCACCACUCCCCCUCCCGUCAGUAUAUUUCGGAUCGACGUCUCUUUCCCCUUCUUCCUACCUUCCUCCUUCCCUCCUCCCUCCUCCAUGAACUUUAUUCUUCACCUUCCUUUCUCCUCCUACAUCGCAGUCUUGUCGUAGAAACCGCGAAGAAGUUUUGAGCUUUUGAGGCCUUUAUUGGAAGCGAGCCCUUCACUCGGGACUUGGCUACAAGUAGCCACUGGAGAAGAGGAAGAAGAGGAGGAAGGGGCCGAGGAGGCAGGAUGGAGAGCUACCUGAACGAGAACUUCGGUGGGGUGAAGUCGAAGAACUCGACGGAGGAGUCGCUCGAGCGAUGGCGGAAGCUCGUCGGCGUCGUCAAGAACCCCAAGCGCCGCUUCCGCUUCACCGCCAACCUCUCCAAGCGCUCCGAGGCCGCCGCCAUGAAGCGCUCGAACCAUGAGAAAUUGCGAGUAGCUGUUUUGGUUUCAAAAGCCGCAUUGCAAUUUAUUCAUGGUAUCGCAUUGCAUAGUGAGUACAUUGUGCCUGAUGAAGUGAAGAAAGCAGGCUUCCAAAUUUGCCCUGAUGAAUUGGGUUCCAUAGUUGAAGGCCAUGAUGUGAAGAAGUUGAAAGUCCAUGGUGGUGUUAAUGGUAUUGCGGACAAACUUUCAACAUCAACAACAAAUGGACUAAUUGCUACAGAGGAGAGUUUGAAACACAGGCAAGAUAUUUAUGGAGUAAAUAAAUUUACUGAAAGCCAGGUUCGGAGUUUUUGGAUAUUUGUUUGGGAAGCACUUCAAGACAUGACUCUCAUAAUUCUUGCUGUGUGUGCUUGUAUAUCCCUUAUUGUUGGCAUUGCCACAGAAGGAUGGCCAAAAGGUGCACAUGAUGGACUUGGCAUUGUGGCUAGCAUACUGUUGGUUGUCUUUGUUACUGCAACUAGUGAUUACCGACAAUCUUUACAGUUCAAAGAUUUGGAUAAGGAGAAGAAGAAGAUAUCUGUACAGGUUACACGUGAUGGCUUCAGACAGAAGAUUUCAAUAUAUGAUCUUCUUCCUGGUGAUCUAGUGCAUCUUGCAAUUGGAGAUCAAGUUCCUGCUGAUGGGUUAUUCAUGUCUGGAUUUUCCUUAUUGAUCAAUGAAUCCAGUUUAACAGGAGAGAGUGAACCUGUCAAUGUGAAUUCUGACAAUCCAUUUCUUUUAUCUGGAACUAAAGUCCAAGAUGGAUCUUGUAAAAUGCUAGUAACUACAGUUGGCAUGAGAUCACAAUGGGGUAAGUUGAUGGCCACCCUUAGCGAAGGAGGAGAUGAUGAAACUCCAUUGCAGGUCAAACUGAACGGAGUUGCCACUAUCAUAGGGAAAAUUGGCUUGGUAUUUGCAGUUGUGACAUUUGCAGUGCUUGCUGAAGGACUAAUCAAACAUAAGUUUCAACAUGGUUCAUACUUGAGCUGGUCAACAGAUGAUGCAUUAGAGUUGCUGGAGUAUUUUGCUGUUGGAGUCACUAUUGUAGUGGUUGCAGUUCCUGAAGGAUUGCCUUUAGCUGUAACCUUGAGCCUUGCUUUUGCCAUGAAAAAGAUGAUGAAUGACAGAGCACUGGUCCGCCAUCUUGCUGCUUGUGAAACUAUGGGUUCAGCUACAUCUAUUUGCAGUGACAAGACAGGUACAUUGACAACCAAUCACAUGACUGUUGUGAAAGCUUGCAUAUGUGGGAAUAUCAAGGAGGUUAAUAAUCAUGAAGAAAUAAAACAUGUUUGCUCCCAGGUUCCAGAUGUUGCUCUAAAAGUACUCAUGCAAUCCAUCUUUUAUAACACUGGCGGUGAAGUUGUUAUCAACCAAGCUGGAAAACUUGAAAUACUUGGAACGCCAACUGAGACUGCUCUGUUGGAAUUUGGAUUGUUACUAGGUGGGGAUUUCCAGGUUGCACGUCAGGAGACCAAGAUUGUCAAAGUGGAACCAUUUAAUUCUGAAAAGAAGAGAAUGGGAGUGGUUCUCCAGCUUCCAGGAGGAGGAUACAGAGCCCAUUGUAAAGGUGCUUCAGAAAUUAUAUUGGCUGCUUGUGAUAAGGUUUUAGAUUCUGCAGGUAACACUGUCCUGCUUGAUGAAUCAACAUUCAGUCAACUCAAGAGUACUAUAGAAAGUUUUGCCAGUGAGGCUCUCCGUACACUGUGCCUUGCUUACAUGGAAAUUGAGAAUGGUUUCACAGCUGAUGAACAAAUCCCUAUUAAUGGAUUCACUUGUAUUGGAAUUGUUGGCAUCAAAGAUCCUGUUCGUCCAGGUGUAAAAGAUUCGGUUGCAAUUUGCAGGUCUGCCGGAAUUACUGUGAGAAUGGUUACAGGGGAUAACAUAAACACUGCAAAGGCUAUUGCUCGAGAAUGUGGUAUUCUUACUGAUGAUGGGGUUGCUAUUGAAGGUCCAGACUUCAGGAGUAAGAGUCUGGAGGAAAUGAUGGAUUUAAUACCAAGACUUCAGGUGAUGGCUAGAUCGUCACCAAUGGAUAAACAUACCUUGGUGAAACAUCUGCGCACCAUGUUCAAUGAAGUUGUUGCUGUGACUGGUGAUGGCACAAACGACGCUCCAGCACUUCACGAGGCAGAUAUUGGGCUUGCAAUGGGAAUUGCAGGAACUGAGGUGGCUAAAGAAAGUGCUGAUGUUAUUAUUCUUGAUGACAACUUCUCAACUAUUGUAACUGUGGCAAAAUGGGGACGUUCAGUGUACAUAAACAUUCAAAAGUUUGUGCAGUUUCAGCUGACUGUUAAUGUUGUUGCUUUAAUUGUAAACUUCUCCUCAGCCUGCAUAACCGGACAUGCUCCGCUAACUGCCGUUCAACUGCUCUGGGUGAACAUGAUUAUGGAUACACUUGGGGCACUCGCAUUAGCCACUGAGCCACCAAAUGAUGAAUUGAUGAAAAGAUCUCCUGUUGGAAGAAAAGGCGGUUUUAUUAGUAACACAAUGUGGAGGAACAUCCUAGGACAAGCCUUGUACCAGUUCAUUGUGAUAUGGUAUCUCCAGAGAGAAGGGAAAGGGCUGUUUCAACUUGAGGGCCCUGAUUCUGAUCUUGCACUAAACACUCUUAUUUUCAAUUCCUUCGUCUUUUGUCAGGUAUUCAAUGAGAUCAGCUGCAGAGAAAUGGAAAAGAUCGAUGUGUUCCAUGGCAUAUUGGAGAAUUAUGUAUUCGUGGCUGUCAUCACCUGUACCAUCAUCUUCCAGUUCAUAAUCGUUCAGUUCCUUGGAGAAUUCGCGAACACCACUCCGUUGACUUUAUAUCAGUGGUUUGCCUGUGUGUUCAUUGGGUUUCUUGGUAUGCCUAUUUCUGCUGCCAUCAAGAUGGUUCCUGUGGGUUCCAAGUAAGGAAUCAGAGUCUUAGGAGAUUUCCCUAAUCAUCUAACAACAGAUUUUUGUGUGUCAAUAGCUAUCUCCAUGGAUUUUGUAAUGUUGUCGAUUGUAGAGGAUACCAUGGAGCCAGUUGCAAGAACAUUCUAUUAGAACAUAACUGUCUUUUCGAUGCUUUUUUUUUCUCUUAACCUUUAUGGCAGAGGCAACUGUUUUCUUCAAA